CCACCCCCAGACUCCACACUCCAGCUCCCUGCACCUACCCUUUCCCCAUACCCACCCUCCUCCACCACCUUCACACACCCCUCCCUCUGGACCUCCUUCCUCCACCCCUCUCCCUGGAAAGAUCCACUCCACAUCCCCACUCCUCUCCAUGGACCAAGACGCCUCACCAAACACCAGCUCAUAGUCUCCCUGAUUGACUGACCCCAUUUUCUUGGGAGAUUUUCCCACUACAUUUUCAUCCUCUGGUGCCCCAGCCCCACACAGCCUGCUGCUAUCUUCUGAAGAAACACAAGCAGGACUGUGCUGGCAAAUCCAUUAUUUCAGCCUGCUCUUCCCCCCAUCUUUUCUGUCUGGGUCCAUUCCCUUCACACCUAUAUCCAUACCAUCUCUAAUGGCUUGGGACACAUUGGUAGUUUUCAGUUCCUUGAUCCCAAUCGGUUUGCCGUCUUCCCCAGGCCUUCUCCAUUCCCGUAACAUUCAACAUCCCUCCCCUCGCACUCCCACUACCUCUAUUACAACUCUCCCCACAUUGCACCUCUCCUUACACACUCUGCCCUCCCUGGUUCAUCGUUGUCCCAUCCCUUUACCCUCACACUCUCUCUCUCCCACUCUGUCCCCAUCCAGAUGUGGCUCAGGCUAUCUGGAGACCCUCCUAUGUGGUGAAUGCCACCAUCGGACAAUCGAUAACGUUGCGGCCCAUUCUGAAGGCCCACCCUGAGAUAAUUCAGUGGGGUUAUCGCCGGAGAAAUGGGGAGCCUCCUAUCACUCUGUGUGAGAAGAUGGGCAACAAAAGCAGGAUGUGUUUCUCACCCUCCGACACACGCAUGGAGUUGUUGCCUGACUAUGGACUGCAAUUGUUCAUGGUCAAGCCCUCUGACAAUGGGCUGUAUCGCAUGGUAGUUUGGUAUAUCUGGGAUGAGAUGACACGCAGUGUCCUACAACUGCAAGUGUACGAGCCGGUGAAGAACGUGUCUAUCCUGGUGAGUCAAGCAGCGGACUCCAGGGCCUGCAUACUGCACUGCCAGGUGUCGCAUGGCAAUGGGCUGCAUUUCAUGUGGCAGGCUGCCGGCUGUGAGCUGACCUCCGACAAGCUGCACAACAUCACCAAUAAAGGCAGCUCCCUCACCGUCUCCACGGCCGCCAUGUAUUCCAUGAUCUACUCACUCUACCGCUGCACCGUCUCCAACCCUGUCAGCAAGCAGAGCAUGGAGGUCAACCUGAAACGGGAUUGCAGCACAGGGUUUGAUGUGAAGUCAUUACCAAUCUGGGCCUUUAUACUGAUCGGUAUAUUUGGCUUUAUCCUAACAUUCCUCCUGUUCUUUUUCGUCUUCUUGUUCUGGUGCAGGGACAUGAGAUGGUUCCUUCGUAGCAGACUAGCCUGGUUCGGUCCGCCAGUGUCCCAGUACCCGGUUUUUAGCUCCGUUGUGGCUGUUCAGAAUACCCAAGUAACUUCAUGAAGGGUGUGAGAGGACCAGAAAUGCUGCUUAUGGCCUCUCGCUUAGGCAAAACCACCUCUCCGUCACAAGGCUCCAGGACCAGGACCACCACAUCAUCGCUGCCAUCACCUUACUGAUGUGGAGGACCUCCUCUACACCUGCUCCAUCACUGAGGAGGAGGGGAGAUGCAGGGUGUGGGAACCUAGCUCAGUUCAAAGGUGCGGGUGCACUCUUUGUUUGAACCUGAUGUACUCUUUCUCCAGUAAAAAUAAUUUCUGAA
This is a messenger RNA of Leucoraja erinaceus (little skate), 1716 nucleotides long. RefSeq lists its product as uncharacterized. The record is from RefSeq and is a predicted model, not a curated record. The transcript has 5 exons. The coding region runs from base 780 to 1457 and encodes 225 amino acids. NCBI's taxonomy places the organism in Eukaryota, Metazoa, Chordata, Chondrichthyes, Rajiformes, Rajidae.